Messenger RNA from Rhizophagus irregularis DAOM 181602=DAOM 197198, 851 nucleotides. RefSeq names its product dolichyl-phosphate-mannose-protein mannosyltransferase pmt3. Gene Ontology annotation, cellular component: nucleus. Lineage: Eukaryota; Fungi; Glomeromycota; Glomeromycetes; Glomerales; Glomeraceae. Gene Ontology annotation, molecular function: ubiquitin-like protein ligase binding; protein tag activity. Gene Ontology annotation, biological process: protein sumoylation. The record is from RefSeq and is a predicted model, not a curated record.
AAGCCACAUUUGCCGCAGUUGCCAAACUUCAUAUAAGAAGGAAGACGGCUUCAUUUAUAAUCACACUUUUAUUGACCAGUGCUCUCUGUCACGUUAUUCAAAUAAAAGAAAAUAAUUCAUAAUUUUAAAGUUCAAAAAACCCAUAACUUGCUUUUCUGAAAAGAUCUGAAGAAAAUUCAGAAGACUCUAUAUUAUAAUUUCUACAAUGUCUGAACAACCAAAUCCCACACCACCUGCUGGAGACGAAAAGAAAGAUGAACACAUUAAUUUGAAAGUGGUUGGAAACGAUCACAAUGAAGUGUUUUUCAAAAUCAAGCGGACAACACAACUGAAAAAAUUAAUGGAUGCUUAUUGUGAAAGACAAGGAAAGUCGUUAAAUUCACUCCGGUUCCUUUAUGAUGGUGAACGUGUACAAAGCCACAACACACCUGCAGAGCUUGAAAUGGAAGAUGGAGAUGCAAUUGACGUAAUGGUGGAACAAAUAGGUGGUCAAAUUAGCUAUAUGUGAACCCUUUACAUGUGAUCUAACGAUAAAAACUAGAUCUUUUUCAAUCUCACUUGUAUUCAUUUUUUUGUUACACAAGAAAAAUUGAAACAAAAACUACUCAUUUCGACCAUUUGAAACAAAUUUCGUUUAUUGUUUAUAUUUUCAAUUUUCCUUCUUGCUAGCUUUAAAGUGUUUUGUUACUUUUAUCAUCCAUUUGGGCAUUUUGUUUAGUUAUAAUUUUCAAUGAAAAAUUUCUAGAUAAUAGUCAUAAAUAAUAUAAGAAAAUGAAUGACAAAUAUUUCGGAUGACUUGCAUUUAAUUGAUUUUAAAUUUAGAUGUCCAAUAAAAUUUUCAUUAAACCACA